AGACAGGAUGCGUACACGACUUGCCAACUCGACGGUUCCAGCAUUGCGUAGCGUAUACUUGAGCCUCUCCAGAAGCUCGCCCUGGAUCUGCAGGUCAUGUUCGGUUUAUAGCAGUCCGAGACGGUUCAUCUCGACCAAACCAACACCUGAGAAGCCGUACUACGUUACUACACCCAUCUUCUACGUCAACGCCGCCCCUCAUGUUGGCCACCUAUAUACCAUGGUCCUCACGGACAUUAUCAAACGAUGGGGUGUGCUCAGAGGGGAGAAGGCGAUCAUGUGCACAGGAACAGACGAGCAUGGCCUGAAGGUCCAAAGAGCAGCUGCCAAAGCUGGCGUCGACCCCAAAGCAUUCUGCGAUAAAGGUGCAGAUAUCUUCCGAGACCUUGCGCGUAAGGCCGACAUUUCCAAUGAUCACUUCGUACGAACAACGGACCAAGACCACAAGGAUGCUGUACAAUAUGCUUGGUUCCUGCUACAAGAGAAGGGUCUCAUUUACGAGCAGAAACACGAAGGCUGGUACUCGAUUACCGACGAGUGCUUCUACCCGCAGUCAGGGGUACAGCCAUGGAUUGAACCAUCUACAGGAAGGAAGAUCAUGACGUCCAUUGAGACAGGUAGCGAAGUCGAAUGGUCUUCAGAAGAGAACUACCACUUCCGCCUCUCUGCCUUCCGCGAACCGCUCCUCGAUUUCUACAAAGCCAACCCAUAUUGGAUAGCUCCAGAGCAUCGCAUGAAGGAGGUUGUGCAAUCUGUGGAGUCCGGUCUUGAAGACCUGUCAAUCUCUCGCCCUUACGAUCGACUUCAGUGGGGUAUUCGGGUGCCAGAUGACGAGUCGCAAACCAUCUACGUCUGGCUUGAUGCCCUCAUGAAUUACGCGACCAAAGCGGGCUAUCCUUUCAUACCGGGCAAGGAACAGGAAGGCGGUUGGCCAGCCGAUUGCCAUGUCAUUGGUAAAGACAUCGUUCGCUUCCAUUGCAUCUACUGGCCGGCGUUCCUUAUGGCACUCGGCCUUCCACUUCCUAAGAAGAUCUUAACCCACGCCCAUUGGACCCUUGGAGGUGCAAAGAUGUCAAAGUCGACUGGUAGGGUAGUGGAUCCUUUUCACGCCUUGGAUCGAUACGGACCAGAUGUUAUGCGUUUUUACAUGGCUCAUGAUGGCGGUAUACAGGACGACUCGAGCUACGACAAUGUUCACAUCAUUCGAUUGUACAACAAGUUCUUGAACCAGCAGCUGGGAAACCUUGCGUCUCGCGUCACUAGGGGUAAGAAGUGGAGCGUCCGCGGCGCAGUCGAACGCAUGGGGAGUGCACCGGCGGAGCACUGGAACGAGGGGCCCGGUUCGCAGUUCUGGACCAAUUCUCUGGCCACUGUCACCUCCAAGGUCAAUGGCUCGUUCGAUGCCUACGACCCUCGGAAGGCACUGUAUCAGAUCACUGAGUUUGUGCGAGGAGCAAACGCUUUCUUCCAGAUGUCGAAACCGUGGGACAACAUUCUCGAAUUUGCUCCUGGUGAGCCUGGAGAAGAUGUUGACCGUACCAUUUAUCUUGCCGCUGAAGCUUUGCGCAUGACGGGUAUCCUGCUCCAGCCUUAUAUGCCGAAUAAAGCAGAGAUGCUCCUGGAUCAGCUUGGUGUACAGGAAGACAGACGAACUCUGGCCUAUUGCCAGCCUGGCGCCGACCUUGAUUACGGCACGCCCAUGGUUAUGCUAGGUUCUAAGCACGAGGGCGUACUUUUCCCUCCUCUGGCGAGCGAAGAGUAGUAAGAUGGACCUGUCACGAUAUUGUAAUAUAUGUACUUCCAG
This is a messenger RNA of Macroventuria anomochaeta, 1804 nucleotides long. Its product is annotated as methionyl-tRNA synthetase-like protein. Gene Ontology annotation, biological process: methionyl-tRNA aminoacylation. Gene Ontology annotation, molecular function: ATP binding; methionine-tRNA ligase activity. The transcript has 6 exons. The coding region runs from base 8 to 1762 and encodes 584 amino acids. Lineage: Eukaryota; Fungi; Ascomycota; Dothideomycetes; Pleosporales; Didymellaceae. The record is from RefSeq and is a predicted model, not a curated record.